Molecule: messenger RNA, 2545 nt
Organism: Bubalus bubalis (water buffalo)
Lineage: Eukaryota; Metazoa; Chordata; Mammalia; Artiodactyla; Bovidae
Gene: MTIF2
Product: mitochondrial translational initiation factor 2
Exons: 15
Coding region: 315-2498 (727 amino acids)
Biological process (GO): translational initiation
Molecular function (GO): GTP binding; translation initiation factor activity; GTPase activity
Source: RefSeq, a predicted model, not a curated record
AUUCCGAGUAGAGCCGCUUCCGGCGGCAACGGAAGCCGGAGAGGGACCGUUUCAGGGACGGACUGGCUGAUGGACUGUCCUGCCGGUCCGGAAGGUGAUCUCCGCCCCCUUCAGAAUCCCGAAGUCCUGGGUCCUAGGUUUCAUAGUAAGAAUAUCCUAGCGGCAAAGGAACACCGGAAUUGGGAGUCAGAAAGCUUGGGUUCUAGUUCUGACUGUCAGCAAUUAGCGGUAUGACUUUGGAGAAGGCUUUUUGAGCUCUCUGGACUCCAUUUUCCUUUUCUAUAAAACGAGAGGCUUGGAAUAAGUGGAGAAACAUGAACCGGAAGAUACUGAAGUUGGAGAACUUGCUACGGUUUCACACUAUUUGUAGGCAGCUGCACAGCCUGUGUCAAAGUAGAAUGUUGGCACAGUGGAGGCACAUGUUUUCAUCUGCUUAUGCAGUGCAGACGGCUCAGCUGUACACCCUACCCUGGCAAACAGAUGCACUCCUCAGGGCUGCAUUAUCUCAACGUAGGCUUCUGGUGACAAAGAAGGAAAAAAGAUCACAGAAAUCUCCAUUACCUUCAACAAAAUCUAAAAAGGAGGUGGAGGUGUGGCUUGGAAUGACUGUUGAGGAGUUGGCCAGAGCAAUGGAAAAAGACAUAGACUGUGUAUAUGAAUCUUUAAUGAACACUGCUGUUGACAUAGAUUCACUAGAAACACACUCACGUUUAGAUGAAGUCUGGAUCAAAGAAGUGAUAAAGAAGUCAGGAAUGAAGUUAAAAUGGAGCAAAUUAAAACAAGACAAAGUCAGAGAAAAUAAAGAUGCUGUCAAAAGGCCCCAGGCAGAUCCAGCUUUAUUAAUCCCAAGGUCCCCAGUUGUUACUAUAAUGGGCCAUGUUGAUCAUGGGAAAACGACGUUACUUGACAAACUGCGAAAAACUCAAGUGGCAGCAAUGGAAGCUGGAGGCAUCACUCAGCACAUUGGUGCCUUUCUUGUCUCUUUGCCCUCUGGGGAAAAGAUAACCUUUCUUGAUACUCCAGGACAUGCUGCUUUCUCAGCAAUGCGAGCCAGAGGCGCUCAGGUCACUGACAUUAUUAUAUUGGUGGUAGCUGCAGAUGAUGGAGUGAUGAAACAAACUGUAGAAUCCAUUCAGCAUGCCAAAGAUGCUCACGUUCCUAUUGUCCUUGCCAUAAGCAAAUGUGACAAAGCUGAGGCGGAUCCUGAGAAAGUGAAGAAAGAACUGCUAGCAUACGAUGUGGUGUGUGAGGAUUAUGGAGGUGACGUUCAAGCAGUGCACGUCUCUGCGCUCACGGGUGAAAACAUGAUGGCUUUGGCAGAGGCAACUAUUGCUCUUGCAGAAAUGUUGGAAUUGAAAGCAGACCCUACUGGUGCAGUUGAAGGAACAGUAAUAGAAUCUUUCACAGACAAAGGAAGAGGUCCUGUUACUACAGCUAUAAUUCAAAGAGGAACUUUGAGAAAAGGCUCCAUUCUGGUUGCUGGAAAGAGCUGGGCAAAAGUACGCUUAAUGUUCGAUGAAAAUGGCAGAGCAGUCCAUGAGGCCUAUCCUAGCAUGCCAGUGGGAAUCAUAGGCUGGAGAGACCUCCCUUCUGCAGGAGAUGAAAUUCUUGAAGUAGAAUCUGAGCCAAGGGCACGUGAAGUUGUUGACUGGAGAAAGUAUGAGCAAGAACAGGAGAAAAAUAAAGAGGAUUUAAAAUUAAUAGAAGAAAAGCGAAAGGAACACCAAGAAGCACAUCGGAAAGACCGCGAGAAGUAUGGCACUGUGCACUGGAAGGAGAGGUCAUAUAUAAAGUACAGAGAAAAAAGACAGCAGCAGCCCUUAAAGCCGAAAGAGAAACUAGAAAGAGAUUCAAAUGUGCUUCCUAUAAUUGUUAAAGGUGAUGUUGAUGGUUCUGUUGAAGCCAUUUUGAACGUUAUGGAUACCUAUGAUGCUUCACAUGAGUGUGAACUAGAAUUGGUACAUUUUGGUGUGGGUGAUAUUAGUGAAAAUGAUGUCAACCUUGCUGAAACAUUUCAUGGUGUUAUAUACGGCUUCAAUGUGAAUGCAGGCAAUGUUAUCCAGCAGUUGGCUGCAAAAAAAGGAGUAAAAAUUAAACUUCACAAAAUCAUUUACCGUCUUAUUGAAGAUUUGCAGGAAGAACUGAGCAGCAGGUUGCCCUGCAUUGUGGAAGAGCACCCAAUAGGUGAGGCUUUUAUACUAGCUACCUUCUCUGUAACAGAGGGGAAGAAAAAAGUUCCUGUGGCUGGCUGCAGAGUCCAAAAGGGACAGAUAGAAAAGCAAAAAAAAUUUAAGUUAAUCCGCAAUGGACAUGUUAUUUGGAAGGGCUCAUUAAUCUCACUGAAACACCAUAAAGAUGAUACUUCAGUUGUCAAAACUGGAAUGGAUUGUGGUCUUAGUUUGGAUGACGAAAAGAUAGAAUUUAAAGUGGGAGAUGCUAUUAUUUGUUACGAAGAAAAAGAAGUUCCAGCCAAGACUUCUUGGGAUCCAGGAUUUUAAAAUUAUUUAAAAAUAUAUAAAUGAUUAAAUGUUUUUGUCUUAUUAUA